This is a messenger RNA of Alligator sinensis (Chinese alligator), 1013 nucleotides long. RefSeq names its product family with sequence similarity 174 member A (gene FAM174A). The transcript has 4 exons. Lineage: Eukaryota; Metazoa; Chordata; Crocodylia; Alligatoridae. The record is from RefSeq and is a predicted model, not a curated record. The coding region runs from base 28 to 393 and encodes 121 amino acids.
CCGCCCCCGGCCCCGCAGACCCCGCCCAUGACCCAGCGUGCCCUGUCCGUGCUCGUGCUGGCCAGCGCCGCCCUCAUUGUCUACUUCGUCAUCCGGACCGUGCGGCUUAGAAGAAGAAACAGAAAGACUCGAAGAUAUGGAGUUCUGGACACUAACAUAGAAAACAUGGAAUUGACACCCUUAGAACAAGAUGACGACGAUGAUGAUACAACGCUGUUUGAUGCCAAUCAUCCUCGAAGAUCUCUAAAAAAAAAUUUUGAAUGGCAGUGUGGACCCCAAGACAUAGUCUGCAAAUCUCCAGGGAUCCGUGGACCAUGUGUUGAAAACCACUGUUCUAGAGCACUGAUUUUUAACUGGGGUACAGUGACACCCCUAGGUACUGCAAGAUCUUAAGGGUGAUAAGUGCGUGCCUUUCAGAGAGAGAAUUUAAUCUUAGCUACAGAAGAAGAAUGUUACCUGGAAGGAAUAAGAAGCCAAUAUAUUUCCAGGGUUUGGGGGAGGGCUGGAGGGAGGAAGAGAUGAUGGUGAUGGGUAUUUAAACUGUGUAUAUUAUGACAUCCCUCAUUUGUUGCAAUAAAUACUGUAACAAUUUGUUGUACCUUUUUGUAUAUAUAGAAUACUUUAAAUUCAAAGCUUAUGGAAAGUGUGUGCACUAUUUGGAAACAGUUGCCUGUUUUUACCCUUUUAAAACAGGGUGUUUUCUGCUUGUUUUAUUCCUUAUUUACCAUACUGAUGGUAUACCCUUUUCUACAGUAAUCUGGAAUAUGUUCAUUAAUUUUUUGCCAAUGUAAAAUUAAGUAAAUCAACGUGAAAUCAACACGUCAGUUCUCUAGUAGUGCUCAAAUUCGGGUUUUAUUUGGGAUGCUUUCCUCUUCAAAAGAAUAUGCCAAACUACUGCCUUGUGUGAUUUUUUUUUAAGAGUAUUUUUAACUAAAUGAAUGUGAGUUGUUGUAUGUAAACAUUAUUUAAAACUGUAUGGAAGUGUACAAAUAAAACGUUUUACAACAUUCCUA